This is a messenger RNA of Lymnaea stagnalis (great pond snail), 12185 nucleotides long. The record is from the annotation of a GenBank genome assembly. NCBI's taxonomy places the organism in Eukaryota, Metazoa, Mollusca, Gastropoda, Lymnaeidae.
GUGAUGUACUGUACUAAGGUCAAAGGUCAAGUUGGGGCCUGCUUAAACUAAUAGUGAAAAGCAGCCAGCAUACUUCAUAAAUAUGUGAUGGUUGUUGAAUGCUCCUACUUGGUUCUUAGAAGAGAGGAAACACAUGCUAGUGUUACUAUUUUAAAAAUUUGAAGUACACUCCUGACACAUCUUCAUAAACCAGCCUCAUGAAAAACAUCAUUAAGAUUUUUGGAUUCGAAGGUCUUCAUUUUGUUAUAUGUCUUAUAAUUCAUAAAGCUUUUUUUUCUCCACAUCAUCUGUGUUUUUUUGUAGUCUUGUACUGAAAUUUUAGCAAUCUGGUAUAGAUAACUUAACUAUUUUUAAAAUCUAGAGUUUUAUAAGAAAAAGAAAUUAUCUAAUGUGUGCAUUAUGUGAACUUUCUCUGCCACUGAGAUGUGGAUUAAACACUUCCUGAAGAUAUUGUGCAUGACUUUCUGUUUUCUUAUACCUCAAGUUAAAUGAUUUUUUUUAAAAAUCCCACUAAUAUUAUACAUUGGCACAUUACAAUUUGAAAAUCCAUAAAUAUUUUUGUUAGUUAAAAAAAAAAAAUCAGUUUUAUCAUACAUGUAAUGCCCUUAGGCAGAUAUGUUGCAUAUAUUAUAUCACCCAAUCAAUAACCAUGAGAAGAUAAUCACUGAUAGAGUGUACCUUUGCUACACCCCUGUGGUAACUUUAUAUGGUUCAUAUAGGUUGCACAUGUGCAGAACGGUGCAUUAAGAGCUCUUAUAGAGUGAUAUGAUAAUACUGCCCAUUUUAAUGUAGAACCCGCUAGAGCCAGGGGAUGAGUUUUCAUUGAUGAGCAACAACAUUGAAGUGGCAGGAUAUUUACCAUGUAACAAAUGUCACACUGCCUAUCAGGAAUGUAAAUCAGGAUGGAGAACAAGUCAUGAGCUCCUUAGAUUGUUUUAACCUGUUUAGUCAGAUAUUUUUGGCAUUUUUCAAACUGGCACACUUUAAUUAAGUGCUAAUGAAUUUUCUAAUGCAGCGUCAGCACUACAGUCAUGCCAUGCAGCCAUGAAAAUCAUAUUGCAACAGUUUAGCGGACACACCUGUAGAUAUUUGUAUUACAUUAACAGUGUAUUCAAGUUAGUAAUUUUGUUUUCUAUUUCCUCCACAGUUUAAGUAACAGUUUUGUGCCAAGUCAGUUCACGGUUUUUGAUCAAGCAGAUGUUUAAGAUUUAACAGUAAGCUUCUGCCUUUCAAAAGGGACCAGUGCAAAAAUGCUUGUAGUUCGUCUAACGCAACUGUUUGAUUCAGUCAAACAAACUCUCUUCAUUGUUGGCUCAGGACUCAUUGUCUUCCUUGCGCUUAGGAAUUCUAUAGUAUGGUGAGUACACUUUCCUAGUUAUGAUUCUAUAGUAUAGUGAGAACACUUUCCUGGUUAUGAUUCUAUUGUAUGGUGAGUACACUUUCCUACUUAUGAUUCUAUUGUAUGGUGUGUAAACUUUGCUAGUUUUGAUUCUAUAGUAUGGUGAGUACACUUUCCUAGUUAUGAUUCUAAAGUAUGGUGUGUAGACUUUCCUAGUUAUGAUUCUAUAGUAUGGUAAGUACACUUUCCUAGAUUUGAUUCUAUAGUAUGGUAAGUACACUUUCCUUGAUUUGAUUUGACAAAAUUAAGAGUAUACAUCUUUUUAUCUAGUGCCAUAAUUUGCCAUACGUUCACAUUUAUGAAUAGUAAUGUUGUAUAACUUUGGUCCAAUAUAGGCACAUGCAGCAGUUCUGGGGGGCAUCUGGGGAUUUCUGGCAACGUCAGUGGGAUAACGUCUACACUCUGUUUGGACAGGACGAGGCACUAGUUUCAAUAGCAGGUAUCUCACACAUCCUGUUUUUCAAAAAUAAAUUACUUACAGGAUCUUCUUAAAUAGAUGCAUCAAAAUUGUUAUCCAAAUCAUCUGCCCCCCCCCUCCCCCAAACCCCCAGCCGUGGUUAAAUAGCCUGCUUGCUGAACUAUUACAAGAAAAAGAUUGUGGUGGGGUCGAGGUGGGGUUGUAUUCUUCAAACUUACCAAAACUCGAGCCCUCAAUCAAAAGGCAAAAGCCAAACUGAUGCGGGAUUUAAAAAUGUGUCUGUUGUCUGCACAUAAAAAAUAUCUUAUGUUACUGUGGGGGGCAGAAAAAACACCAGGACGGUUAAAAGAUAAACUCUGACUGUCAGUCUGUAUUAACUGGAUGUAAUCAUUUUAAAGUAGCAUUUAGUAAGCUAGUUAUUUUGAGGACCCUAUGUACCACUGAAAAUUCAUUUAAAUGUUUAGUCUAGAAGAAUGUUAAAAUUGCUAGAUUCAGAACCAAAUGACUUCAAUCAAAACAUCUUUAUUUUGUUAACAUGCUGCAAUAACAAAAGAAUACCUUUUUUUUAUUUUACAGGCUCGUUUAUCUUCACCACUGCCGUCUUCUGGCUGGCCAAUUUAUUUCUCUUGGUUUUAGACGUUACAGGCUGGCCCACGGUUUUAUUGAAAUAUAAGAUUCAAGAUAGUAAGAACUGUCCUGUAAGUCAAUACAUAAGACCUGUCCCGUAAGUCAAUACAUAAGACCUGUCCCGUAAGUCAAUACAUAAGACCUAUCCCGUAAGUCAAUACAUAAGAACUGUCCCGUAAGUCAAUACAUAAGACCUGUCCCGUAAGUCAAUACAUAAUUACUGUCCCGUAAGUCAAUACAUAAGAACUGUCCUGUAAGUCAAUACAUAAAACCUGUCCCGUAAGUCAAUACAUAAGAACUGUCCCGUAAGUCAAUACAUAGACCUGUCCCGUAAGUCAAUACAUAGAACUGUCCCAUAAGUCAAUACAUGGAAUAUGCAAUGCUAAUUCCAAUGACAGUCUCACUAAGCAAUAUUGCAGACCAGCAGUCACUGAACUUUUUUCACAGCGGGCCGGAUAAUGGACAAAAUGACAAGUGCGGGCCGUAUAAUCAUUCUGUACAAUACUUGCAAGCGAGAACAAAAGUUCUGGGGGAAAAUGCGAAAAACUAAGUUUAGUAUUCCAGGUUAAUCCAGGUAAAUGGCGUGCAAUGUACAAAAAACAAAGACAAGCAACAUAUUUAUUUACCAAAAAAUGUCAUCAAAGAAGACGAUAUUAGCAAAAAGAUAGUUUGCAUCAGGACUGGAGCGCAUAUAUCGGAAUUUCACAAAAUAACCUACAAAAAAAAAAAAAAGAAGUUUACUGGGAUUUGUGAAACUGACGUUUGGCUUUCAAGACAUCAUCAAUGUUUGGUUUGGAAUUGCUGCAUCCAAUCAAAUAAUUGCUUUCUAAUGUCUAUCAGUCAUUCUCGUUUGGUGUGUUGACUUUAUUAAUUCUUAUUUUGUUUAAUGCUAUUCUGACUUAGAGUUUGAACCACGUUAAAGUUUACCAUUUAUUCUCACUGUACCGGUGAUAGACUGUGAUAAUAUGAUCUGUACGUCCACUCAAUAUAAAUUAAUAUCUUUAGCAAUUACAUGUCUACAAAACAAAGUGACCACAGAUUGUAAUAUAAACGUCCGUCGUCUACUUUUAGAAGCUAAAUUUUUUUUACGCCAGCUUAACUCAAUCCUAAUUGGCACUGCGAUGCGAGUAGUUAUUGUAUUCUUUUUACAUACUGUAUAUUUAUUUAUUUACUAUUAAUAUACCAUAUCGUAAGAUUUUGAGAUGAUAUUUUACGAUCUUAGGCGUUCGAGGGUAAACAGUUCUGUAAUAAACAAGAAAAUCUAGAUAGAAGAAAUUAAAAUUGAAAAUGGUUAUUUAAGGCUCAUAGCAGCCAGAAGGUCUCAGCAUGUGUGAAGAUCUCCUUGUAUUUUUUUACAUAAUAUUUAAAAUUGUGUCACAACGUCUCAUGGUCCAUACUUUUUAACAAGCAAAUUCAAGUACCAUCGGCGGGCGGGAUCCCUGUCACAGACAGACAUACUACAAGACUUAAAAUGUAAAAUAUUUUUUAAAAUUUAUUGACUUUUAAUAGUGUUUAACUCAUCCUCUCAAAACUGGCAGGGACGCCUUAUUGGAAGACCCAAGGGUUAAAAGUACUUAAGUCACAUUGUUGUAAAAAUCAAUCUAAACUAUGACCUUUUCUUAUCCUGUUUAGCAAAGUAUACUGCAGAAAUUGGAUCACAUUAAAAUGUGCCUCAGUCCCUCAUUUAGCCAAGACAAAAUAUGAAAAUGAUCACCUUUUAUCGAUGAAAAGGAUAUUUUAUCUUGCUUAUCUCAAAUGUGUAUUUUGUGAUUUAAGUAUAUUUUUUCUCUCGAGCUGAUGACUUUACCAUUUUCAUGGUGAAUGCCCCAGAUACAACAAAGUCAAUUUCAUAUGCUCUUAAACUUCAUUUUAAUAAAAUAUUUGAUUAUUUGUGCUGCAGUUAACACCUGAACCAUCAAAUGUGUAAAACAUUUUACAGAAAGAUAGAGAGCAAAACUUGAUGUAUCAUCCAUUUGUUAUCUUCAAACAGCUGAGGUUGUCAGACUUAAAGAAAGCGGUCAGUGUUGCCGUGUUCAACCAAACUGUGGUUGGGCUGCCGGCUGCUUUUGCCAUCUACUACAUGAUGAAGUGGCGCGGCUGCUCGUGUUCUCCCAAUGACCUCCCGACCUUUCACUGGGCUGUGUUUGAGUUGACCGUUUUCACACUCAUUGAAGAGAUUUGCUUCUACUACUCACACAGGUGAAUAACUCCAACAAAAUAAAUCUGACGUGUAGAGCUCAGUUGAAAAUCAUAAGGGGUCUUCACAAAGGAUUAGCUUGUGUAUUCUUCACCCCUCUCUCUCCCCCUAUUACACUUGUUAUUGGUUUAUUUUAUGAAUAAGAGGAAAUACUGUUUUUGAUGUUUGUUUGAGCAGUUCAAAUCUCUUUCGCAACUUUAUAGAAGCUACUAAGGGAAUUAAUGAAAGGGAAAAAAUAAUUUAAGUUUGUUUUUACUGGCUUACAAAAUGGGAAAAAAAAUGAUCUGACAUGUUAUUUUUCCCUUAAUAAUAUCAAAUGAUACUGAUAUGAAUUAACAGAUCCAGUUAGAGCUGGACACGUAACUAGCUGUGCGUCAUUUCAGAAUAUAUAUAUAUAUAUAUAUAUAUAUAUAUAUAUAUACAUUUUUAAUGCUGUUUUCCCUGCAUCAAGCCCCCUGUCAUUUUUAAUACCCUGUGUAUCGCUAUUAAACAGUAUGAAUCUCUCUACAGGUUACUUCACCACCCAAGACUGUACAGAUUCAUCCACAAGAGACACCAUGAGUGGACAGCUCCCAUCAGUAUCGUCUCCAUCUACGCCCACCCACUGGAACACAUCGUCAGCAACAUGCUGCCGUCCGCUCUGGGGCCCAUCCUGAUGGGAUCGCAUCUGGCAACCGCCUGGAUGUUUUGGGCCCUGGUCCUGUUAUCUACCACCGUGGCCCACUGUGGAUAUCAUCUUCCUUUUCUUCCCUCCCCAGAGGCCCACGACUACCAUCAUCUCAAGUGAGUGCAUUUAAAGGUUGUGAUCAGAGCUUUAUUAAGCCAUCACAUUUCGCAUUACUAUUUACACUAUGAAAAGUAAAUGGCCCUAUGAAGAAAAGUUGAGAAGUCUCUAUGAAAUAGUUAGUGUACGAUCAAUAACCAAAUUUACAAUACAAUGCUGGAGUUUGGUUUGAUCAAUUUUAAUAAAAAAUAAUCUCUUCCCUUCUGAUAAUCUGUGUCAAAAGCUUGUUUGUUUUCAAACAUCAUUAUUAAAAUAAAAAAAUUUCUCACAUCUAAAAGUAAACAUUAUUUUAAAAAACCAGUAAUUUAGUUUGAAAAUGGGUUUGUCAGAGGAGUUCCUCACCCUUAAGGAUAAAACUUGAAAAACUGUCGCUCAGCUCAUAUUUUUAUUUAGUGAAUUAGAAAAAGAAUGAUAGAUUGGUCCCUUUGGACCUAAUGAAUAUCCUGGUAAUAUUAUCAACAUACCAGAUAGCCGCUUCAUUUGUAAAAAAAAUAUUUGAAUUAUUCAGGUUCAACCAAAACUUUGGAGUGCUUGGUGUCCUUGACCGUCUCCACGGCACAGAUGCCCAGUUUCGUGCUUCGCUUGCAUAUCAGCGCCACUUCCUGCUUCUGUCCACUGUCCCGGUGUCACAACAAGUGCCGGAGCCAUCAAAGAAAAAGUCAGAAUAACAUUUUUGAGGAUAGCUCAUCGCCCUUGAGAUGCUACCAUUCAAAAACAAAAAUCUCGUCAAAUUCUAUUGCUGGUCAACUGUAUUUAAUUACAAGUUCAGGAAGAACAAGUUUAAAUGAUGACAAUGUUCUAUAAUUUUUUUUAAAAACUCAGAAACAUUCAGCUGUAAAUGUCUACUGAAUGUCAUGCAUUAUUUUAUUAUGCUUUUUGCUUUCAAGAAUUAUUAUGUGAUAAAUAAUGUAUGUUGUAAAGAGACUAAAGCUGCUAAAGUGGUUUAAGUUGAAUUUUUUAAAGUUUUUCUAAAACCCUGAAAUGGAUUAUGUGGGCUAAGUAUGAUGUUGUAAAUUUUGAAUUUUAUUUAAACAAAUUUUGCUAACAAACAAUUUUUCAUCCUAUCCACCUAAUUCUAGUUUUAAAUUUUGAUGGAUAACUAAAAUCUGAGCUUGACAUUAUUUUGAUUUAUUAAUCGACCAUUCAUCUGUGAUCCUUGAUACAGUAUCUGAAGACUUAUUAUGUGCGGAGCAUUGAACUGGAGCAGUGUUUCUCAACCUUUCUAGUGCCGCGACCCCUUAAUACAGUUUCUCGUGCCAUGGCGACCCCCCAGCCACACAAUUAUUUUCGUUGCUACUUCAUAGCUGUAAGGAUAUAUGUUUUCAGAUGGUCUUAGGUGGCCCCUGGAAAAGGGUCUCGCUGAACUGGAGGAAUAUGUUCCUUUUUUUUCCACUUCUUUUCGGAAUUUAAAAAAAAUCGAUUGAGAAUCACUGCAUUGAAGCAGGUUGUGUUGACAUAUCCCCAAGUAUCUCAUCUCAGGUAAAACCCUGAUGAACAUUUAUUCAUUUAAAAAAACAACAGAAGAAAACUAACAAAAAACAAAAAAAGCCAGAAAACUAAAAAAAAAAGAAAAGAGGAGGAUAGAUUUAUUUUCUUUAUUUAAAACAAGUUUGGACAUUCUUUCCAUUUGUUAUAAUUGUUUAAUGUUUGAAGGAAAAUUAAAUUUAGAUUAAAACAGAUCGUUGCAUUAUAUUUAUGGGAGGGGUUGUACACAGCAGGCUGAGAAUAAAGCUCAAAGUUAUCCCCUGCUGACUGUGUAUAAGGCUUAGCGUUAUUUCCAGCCGAUAUAUAGUUUACUACCACUAGCAAUUUGAAAAAAAAAGGGUAGAAAAAUUAUGGGCUGUAUUGAAUCUAUAUAAUUUUUUGUAAUUUUAAAAGAGUUCAUUAUGAUAGCAUCAUCAUUAUUCUACCCAGUCAACUGGGAAUGACGGUCAACGUUAUUCCCAGCCGACUGUGAAUAACUCCAUUGAUUUAAUGGGUUGAAAAAUUUAAAAUAAAGAAUUAAUGGGACAACAAUUAAAAACUUAAUGGCAUAUCAAAUUUUAAAUGGAUGAUUAAAUGAGCUCUUCUUUUAUAAAAUUGUUUCAAUUUGUGUGGUGGUUGGUUAAAGAAUAGCGCUAUGAACAAAAAAUCAUCUCCUGGUUGAAAUGUGUUUAAAUAUUGGAUACAAAGUAGCCUAACCAAUAUAGUUUGUAAAAUUUAUUUUAUUUGAGUUGAAGAAAUCAAAUAAUAGUCAAUCAAUAUUACAAAUUAUUUUAUCAUUACUAAAAAAUAGUUUAGAAAUGGCUGGGUACCUAUGUUAUUGUUUCAUAAAUAAUAAAAGUCUUUCUUUCAUAACAUCAAAAUUUACCUGCAAAUGGUCUCACAAAUAAUUUUGUAAAAUAAAACUGCACAUUUGUUCUUCUGGGCACUUGGUCUGUUAUCUGAUGUGUCACAAUGUCCUGGAAAGUUUCUCAUAGAACUUCAAAUCUCUCAUCUUAAAUUGUUUUACAAUGCUUGAAAGGAGAGUUCUUUUUCUUGCUUUUUAUGUCACUCUCAGGGUAAAAGAUACUGCAAAUCCAUUGUUAUAAAAUAUUAUUGAUUCAAAUUCUUUUCUUUACCUACCAAUUUUUGUUCAGUUUUGUAAAAUUUCAAAAAUUAAAAGCAUAUUUUGUAUUUAUCUUUAGUUGUAUGAACAUUGAUUAUUCACCUCUUUAUUGAUCAAAACAUUGCUUCUUAUAAUAUUUAAAGUGAGUUAGUAAAACAAAUGUGAUUUUGAAAAAUUAUACAACUAAUAUCUUUCAGUUUUUAAAAAUAUUGAUUCAAUCUUCUGAUUAGCUUUCAGCCUGUGAAGAUGAUUCAUUGAAAUGAAGCGACUUUGAAUGUUGACACUGAAUUUUGCUUUGGAAGCAUUUUUAAAAAAAUUAUUACUUUUUUUAAAAACAUGCUCUUAAUUACUCAUAUAUUUUUUUACAGUCAAUUAUCAGUUUGUUCAUAUCAAUCUCCUCUUGUUUCAGAGCUCUCUUAAAAAAAAAAAAAAUGGUUUUCUGUUUCUUUGUAUAAAAUAAUGAACCUAAUAUAUAUGUUGUUUGUAAGUAAAUCAAAGCCAAAACAAUGCACUUUUAAUAUCUCUCUGCAUAUUUUUUUUCAUUAAUCUGACUCAUUUUUAAAAUAAGUUUAUAUGCUGAUACCAUUGUCUAUAUUGAAUUUUAAAAGACAAUUUAAUUUAAGCGAAUCCCACAAACAAAUCUCUCAAAUUGAUAAAAUAAGCAAUUUCAUCUUUUGUAUAAUUUUUUUUACUAACAUUGAUUAAUCUUGUGUUAAGUUGAGGUGAUUGAUAGUCAUAGGUGAUGGUAAUUAAACUAACAUUGGUUGCAGUCAAAUUUGAAUAGUUAACUCAUUAUUUUAACAAUACUAUUUACAAAUUAAAAUCAAAACUGUUACUGAAUAAAAGGAAUUAUUUUAAACAUUUGUCCAUUGAAAAUAUUUUAUUAGCAAUUUAUUAAAAACUCUAUGAACCUCAGCUACUUUAAGAUACAGAACAAUUAUUCUAGAAAAUAAUGAAGUCAUGUGAAUAUAAGUAAUGAGCAGAGUUCUAAUAUGAUAACAAUGAUACCAACUGGGGGCUGGAUGGGCCGAAUGGUCUAACCUGAGCAAUUCUCAAGUUGGUUGGUCUGGAGCUCAAGCAAAAACAUCACCAGCACCCUGGGUGGGGAAAUUAAGCUUUUAUGCAAUGCUAUCAAAUUUGAAAUCUGGCUUAAUAUAAGAAAGAAGAUAUUUGUUUCUGGAAUGCAACAUUUUAAUUUUAUGGAAUCCUCUUGUUUGGGUUGUGGUGUUGAAUGAUGUGCUUGAUAAAACAUUUAAAAAAAAUUAAAAUAUUAAAAUUGAUAACACUAAGUAAAUAACAUCUGACGUACUGUUAUGAAUUUGCGGAAUAUUUUUUUAAGCUAUUCCAAAUACUUUUUUCAAUAAUCGGCUGUAAUUAAUUGUCAAGUAAAAACACCCUUUUUAAAUUGCGAGAUUGCAAGCUUUUAUAAAUUUCUGUCAAAAGAAGUUAACAGCUGACUUUUUGGAAAGUUGCCAGAUCCGGAGCGACACAUCUUGAAAGAUGACGGGCAAAUUAUGUUGUUUCUAAAAAGCCAACAGACCCAUCACUAGUGUUUCCCACUGCUCCCUCUAAAUUUUCACCUCUUAGUUUUUACAUGACAGGAGGCCACUUUUAGUUUGUCUGUGUUUACUGGUUUAAAUAUUUGUUAUGCAAGUUGUAUCAUUAUAAAAAUUAUCUGAUGGUCAGUUUGGUAAAUAAAAUUUAAAAAAAAAUAAUAAUAAUUAGUCCUUCUGAUUAAAACCAAAAGCUGCAAACCAGUUUUUUGUAUUAACUAUAGUGUUUUUAGAACAGAUUAACUGUAGUGUUUUUAGAACAGAUUAACUGUAGUGUUUUUAGAACAGAUUAACUGUAGUGUUUUUAGAACAGAUUAACUGUAGUGUUUUUAGAACAGAUUAACUGUAGUGUUUUUAGAACAGAUUAACUAUAGUGUUUUUAGAACAGAUUAACUGUAGUGUUUUUAGAACAGAUUAACUGUAAUGUUUAGAUUAACUGUAGUGUUUUUAGAACAGAUUAACUGCAGUGUUUUUAAAACAGAUUAACUUCAAGUGUUUUUAGAACAGAUUAACUGUAGUGUUUUUAGAACAGAUUAACUACAAGUGUUUUUAGAACAGAUUAACUACAAGUGUUUUUAGAACGGAUAAACUAUGGUGUUUUUAGAACAAGUAAUUUUAGAACAGAUUAGCUACAAAUGUUUUUAGAACAGAUAAACUACAAGUGUCUUUAGGACAGAUUAACUAUAGUUGCUAGAACAGAUUUUCUAAUAUAGAAUCAGAGAAAUAUCCACAGAGAUGACCAAAAACCAUGACACAAGACAAGGCGGGGUUCAGUGUCUGUGGUAGGCACACCAUUUAUUCAUUGUACAUACAAAUGAAUGGAAAUAGGCCAAUGCUAAAAAUGACAACAUUCUUUGAACAAUAUUUUUUGUCUUUAAAUAAUGUGGUUACAUGAACAACAGGACAAUGCUAGUCGUUGACAACAGAGUUGGGUCUCAUCAUUCAUUGCUCAUAUAAUCAAUCAAUGGGAAUAUUUGAUUUCAUCUCUCCUUUCCAUGUUAAGUCAGACUUUGGAGUUUAUUUCAAGUUUUGGAAACGAGUAAUCAAACAAUCAUUUAUACAAGAUGCUUCAGUUACUUUAAAAAGUUAAUUUGAUUGAAGUUUAUAAAAUUAUUUUGUUAUUAACAUAAUGAGAAACAUUGCCGUGAAAAUAAAUAAAAUUUAAAAGUAAUUUACGUUAUUCAAAUAUGUGUAGUUAUUUAUUCGUAGCUGCAAAGGGAGAAUGUUUUUAACUUCAAUGCCUUUUGGAAAAAUCACUUCAGCACUGGAUAGAACAUUCCAUUCAUGUUCUUUGUAAAAAUCACAUCUAUCAAAUUGAUACUUAUUUUCCAGCCAAAAAAUAAAGAACAUUUAUUAUUUACAUCACAGUGUGUUACAAAUAUAAAGUGGCUUCUUGGCUGAUUAUAUACAUGUUACUUACAGGACAGUAUUAUUUUUAAAUAAAUGAGAGGUGGAGUGGCGUGAAUCACAUUGAAAUACAAAAAUGCUGACAUGGCAGCUUUGGAAGGAUUUCAAAACAUGCCUGUGAGUUACUGUCCUUCAAAGGACUAACAGAUUUAUUAUCUUAACUAUUUCACUUAGGCAAAUAUAACUAGACUUUAUUUUGUUUUUUAAAACACCAGAUCUAAAGCAUUCAGCAAGUUUUUCAAUUUUUCAAAUGUCUUGAAAAAUGAGGAAUAAUUAUUAUGUCUUCUUAUAUUUUAAGAUCAAUUUUGAAGGAUAUCAUUGGUGGAUCCUAAACUGUUGUAAACUAAAAAUAUUAUUGAUGGACACAUUUUUCAGUACAAAUUCCAAACAUUCCAUAGACUUGACUCACUGUUCUCUUACUUAAUCUCAUUUCACAUUGAAAUUAAAACUAAUUACACAGUAACUUUACUUUAUGAUUCUUUCCAACAAUUAUACUAAAUAUUACAUAGGAUGUGUUUCAUCUCAUCUAAAGGUAAUGCCUGUAGUAAAAAGUAAACAUUUUAUUUGUUUAAUCUAAAGUGUAAGCAAGCUUCCAGCUCACAACUUGAAGCUUCAGGAUAAAGGCAACAAAUUUCAAAUAUGACGAUUUUAUAAGUAUUAAUGAUGCUUUUAGGAAGAGAACAAUAAUAGCUUUACUAAAUCAGAGUAAAAUUAAAAUACUCACAAAAUUAGAAAUUUGCAACACAAUCCAAGGGUCAAAUUGAUCUAGGCCUAAGAGUCACAUUUAAUCUAGCACCCUAGGAGUCACAUUUAAUCUGACAUCCUAGGAGUUACAUAUAAUCUAGCACCAUAGGAGUCACAUAUAAUCUAGCACCCUAGGAGUCAAAUAUAAUCUAGCACCCUAGGAGUCAAAUAUAAUCUAGCACCCUAGGAGUCAUAAAAAAAAAUCACUGAGAGUGUAAAGCAAUUUUAAUUUUGAAACUAUGCAAAUAAAUGGUAAUUUAAAAAAAAAUCCAUUUACUAUAACAACGGGGAAAAAAAACUAUAUUCAAUACACAUUAUUUUUUAAGAUACUUUAAUAUGCAACAAUGCAAGAAAUAUAAACUACUGCACUCACUAACCAGCAAUACCAUGUUAUUUGUUAUUCCAGUAAAGCUAUAUCAGUAAGUUAUUUGUUUAUUAGCUUUCACACAGUACUUUUAAUUUGGGAUAC